AAUAUUCCUGAUCAAAGCAUUAAUUAAGAACUAAACUGGAUGAGGAAUGAUCAAGCUUGUGAUACUCUUGGUUCAGAUUAUGAAGAUAUCAAAGUAGAUCCAGAUAUAGUCAUGGAUCAAUUCUCAUCAGACUGUCCAGGAAUUCAAAAUAAUAAAGAAGGGACAGAGCAGAUAACCUCAGAAUUUGGAAAACUGCUACCCAUAGAUCAAGAGGAGAAUGCCUCAAUUCUGUUCGAGAGAGAAAGGGAGAGAAAAAGAACAGUUACCUCCGUGAGUGAAGGUAAAAUACGUUUGAGAGCACCCAACUGGUCCGACCAGCAGUCAGCCUGCCUAAAGGAUCUGAUUAUGACCUUGGAUGGAGGGAGUAUCUACACCACUCUUCUUUCCUAUAAUAAAACCAAGAAUGGGAAGGAGAGAAAGAUGAGAGCUUGGGAUAGAGUGUAUAGAGAAUUCACAAAAAUCCCUGGAAAUAAAGUGUUUAAACUGAAGCACCUCUUUUGCAAAUUCAAAAACUUCAAAAAGGAGUUAGUAGAAGAGGGAGGAUUCCAGGCAGUUCAGGCAGUUCAAGCAGUUCAGGCAGCUCAGGCAGUUCAUGCAGAUGGUUCACCUCACUACCCUUCCAAUGGACUAGACUGGAUGGGAAGUGAUCAAGGUUGUGAUACUCUUGGUUCAGAUGACAUUGAAGAAGAUGUUAAAGUAGUUCCUGAGAUAGUCUUGGAUCAGUUUUCUCCAGAUUGUUCUGAAAUUAAGAAUGAAGAAGAACUAUUAGAUCAAAGUGUUUCAGAUCAAGAGGAGAACGCCUCAAUCUUAUUAGAUGGAGAGACAUGUGGGAAAAGACUGAUAAAUUCCAAGAGUAAAGGUGGGAAACCUUUAAGGGCUCCGAAUUGGUCUGACCAGCAGCUAGCCUGCUUACAGGGUUUGAUAAAGACCCUGGAUGGGGGUAACAUCUACACCACUAUUCUUUUCGACGAUUUUACCAAUGCGGGCAACCAUAAAAAAAAGAGAGCUUGGUAUAGGGUGCAUGAAGAGUUCACAAAAGUCCCUGGAAAUGAAAUGUUUGAAGUGGAACAUCUCAUCAGCAAAUUCAAGAACUAUAGGAAUUCAACAAAGGAGAUAUCAGAUAAGAAAAGGUAUUUGUCAGCCCAAGCAGGAGUGCCAACAAACUCUCUUCCUAGUGGAGUGGAACUGGAGGAACCUCCACAGUUUUCGAAGGAACAAUCUAGGUUAUUUAUAGAAAUAGUUGAAAGUGUGAACAAAAAAGACAUAAUAGAUUCUCCCAUCAAUACAGCAGCUAUGAAAAAGAAGAAGAUUGAGGUUUGGAGAAAUAUUCAUGCUCAGUUUGAAGAAAGAUCUGGUUGCAACUUAUUCAGUAUUCAGAACCUUAUAGGCGAAUAUAGAAAUCUUUUAUUUUACCGGAAGGAGGAUUCGAAUUCUGGUGAAUCUGGAAAUUCAUCCCUACAUAUUUUACAAGAACAUCAAUACUCGAAAUCAGAGGAGAGUAGAAUUACAAUAGCACAGUCGGGUGUGACACCUCCUCUUUGCAUAGUUAACCUUCAACCCUUGAAUAUGGAUACUGGGAGCAUGGGCUCAAUGGUGGGACUAGGAGUGACCCCUCCACAGUUUACACAGGAACAAUCAAGAUUAUUCCUUGAAAUAGUUGAGAGUGUGAACAAAAAAGAGAUAAUAGAUUCUCCUGUUAACACGGCAGCUAUGAAGAAGAAGAAGAUUGAGGUUUGGAGAAAUAUUCAUUCUCAGUUUGAAGAAAGAUCUGGUAGCAACUUAUUCAGUAUUCAGAACCUUAUAGGAAAAUAUAGAACCGUUCUAUUUAAACAUAAACAGGGAGGCAUAAUCGACCUGAAUACUUACUAUCGUCCCAUCCUGCCUAAACUUCCAGAAGAAGAUCCUCAAGAGUUCCUUGAUGUUCCUGUCAAGGUGGAGAUACAUGAUGGGGAUGAAGAAUGUAAUCCUCUUGAUGCCCCUGUCAAGGAUGAAGAAGAUCCACUGAAGAUCUUUGAUAACCCUGUUAAGGGGGAGAUUAAUGAUGAAGAAGAUCCUCUACAGAUCCCUUGAAAUACUAUGACUCAUGAUAAGGAUGGAAGAGGAAAAAUCUUACCUCUAGAGAGCUUGGAGAAAGCGGAAUAUUACAGCCAAAGAUAAAACCUAUAAAGUUCAACAUUGUCAGUUAUAAACAUGCAAAUUAGAAGCGUUAGACCAAUAAGUUGAUUGUUAUUGUCCUCUUAUUUCUUAAAAUUUCA
This is a messenger RNA of Eurytemora carolleeae, 2255 nucleotides long. RefSeq lists its product as uncharacterized. Bases 40 to 2070 code for a protein of 676 amino acids. The transcript has 24 exons. NCBI's taxonomy places the organism in Eukaryota, Metazoa, Arthropoda, Copepoda, Calanoida, Temoridae. The record is from RefSeq and is a predicted model, not a curated record.